Molecule: messenger RNA, 625 nt
Organism: Candidula unifasciata
Lineage: Eukaryota; Metazoa; Mollusca; Gastropoda; Stylommatophora; Geomitridae
Source: the annotation of a GenBank genome assembly
CAAUCAGUGGACCAGAUAACACUGACAGAUCAGAUGAGCCAGAUUGAAGAACUAAUUCAAGAAAGAGACAAGUUUAGACAAGAGGUGUCAGACUUACAGUCCCGUGUCCAGACGUAUGAUGACACUAUGGUGGAUAAACACAAGGUGGAGAGGCUGGAGACAAAGGUUCGAGACCUGGAGAGUCGUCUAGAGCUGGAGACCACAACAAAACAUAAACUAGAGAGUCAGGUGAGCAGACUCAAGGAACAGAUUGAUCGAUUGACUACAGAGAAAGAAGACUUGAACCUGGCGAAGUUGUCUGCAGAGGAGGCCAACAAGCGAGUGCAGAAACAACUUAGAGACUUACGAGAAGAAUUUGGGGACACUCAGAAACGGGAGCUGGAGGCUUCACAGAAGAAGAAAGAACUGGAAACCAGAAUCGAGGAGCUCGAAGGAGAAUAUGAACAAAACCAAUCAGAUUUGAAAUUGGCAUUGAAAAGAAUCACAGAUCUUCAGGCAGCAUUGGAGGAAGGUCUUGAUAGUGAUAGUGAUGUCUUGAUGUCAGACAGAAUUGUCUGUGAUAAUGAUGUCAUAACACUUGUGACUAAUUAUGUCUGUGACCACCACUUGUUGACUGAAGAAUUAU